AUGUCCCGUGGGCGGUCGUCCCCGGUACGCAAGCCUGUGCGUUUCAAGAAGGAACCCUUCUUCGACGUCCUCGCCACACUCGCCGAGCCGAAGGGCCUGAGGGACUCCGGGCGCGAAGGAUGGCAACAUGCGUACAUUCCUUUCCAGUUCGAGACUCGGCACGUGCACGUUAUUCGCUCGUCGCAAACGGGCAAAGCGGAGUCGAGCCCGGCGGGCAACGUGCAAGUGCACCUUCGGUUCUGCUUGUUGGAUGUGAACGGCGAGCAGGACGACAGCUACCCUUCCGACCUGGCCGUGAAGGUCAACGAUCGGUUCUUUACGCUGCCGGAGCCGAUUACCUCCAAGGUCUCCGGCGGAGCGACUGAACGGGUGCAGCUGCCGAUCAACAUCAUCUCCUCGUGUUUCGUGAGCCCAGCCGUGGUUAACGAGCUGCGUGUUACCUGGCGUCCCGUACGUGGCCACGAAUUCGCCGUCGGUCUGUUCCUGGUUAAGAGGCGCACGGUGGCGACGAUUGUGAGCGGGCUGCAGCGGGAAAAGACACAGCGCGCGGCUCUGACGACAGCCAUGGUCAAGAAAAAGGUGAAGCGCCGAGCGAGUAGCGACGAAGUCGCUGUAACGAAGCUCCACGUAUCGCUCACGUGCCCCCUGAGCCGGACGCGGAUGAAAGUGCCGUGUCGCGCACGAUCGUGCAAUCACUUGGAAUGCUUCGACGCGUCCAGCUACCUGAAGGUCAACGAGCGGAGGCCUUCGUGGAUUUGUCCCGUGUGCGGUAAGCGGGCUGACCUAUCGUCGUUGGUCAUCGACCAGUUGUUCGUGGACGUCAUCGCAAAUGUUCCCGGCGACUGCAACGGCAUCGUUUUCCACGAGGACGGGUCCUGGACUCCGUUUACGUCGCUCAGGGACCGCGAUAACAACAAAGCCACGAAUUCCACGUUGCCAUCUUCGUCUACUGAUUGCGGUUCGACGCCGGCGUCGGGGUGCUCGUACAGCGAUCAAGUCGGGCGGCCCAGCAAGCGGCCUAGGAUGGAGGUCAUUGACCUGACCAACUGCAACAGCGGUGACGAGGACAGCGAUGCUAACGCUAGUCUGCGUCGAAUCUAG
Messenger RNA from Rhipicephalus sanguineus (brown dog tick), 1101 nucleotides. RefSeq names its product E3 SUMO-protein ligase PIAS2. Gene Ontology annotation, biological process: regulation of transcription by RNA polymerase II; protein sumoylation. Gene Ontology annotation, molecular function: SUMO ligase activity; transcription coregulator activity; zinc ion binding. NCBI's taxonomy places the organism in Eukaryota, Metazoa, Arthropoda, Arachnida, Ixodida, Ixodidae. The transcript has a single exon. Bases 1 to 1101 code for a protein of 366 amino acids. The record is from RefSeq and is a predicted model, not a curated record.